Messenger RNA from Ilyonectria robusta, 384 nucleotides. RefSeq lists its product as uncharacterized. Bases 13 to 204 code for a protein of 63 amino acids. The transcript has 2 exons. Lineage: Eukaryota; Fungi; Ascomycota; Sordariomycetes; Hypocreales; Nectriaceae. The record is from RefSeq and is a predicted model, not a curated record.
GGUAAGGUUGACAUGGGCAGCGCGACAACACCAGGACCGAGGCGGCCCCGUGCCUCGGCAGCCCCAGAUUUGUUGGCGUCAGUAGCGUCACUGCCGCACGCCUGGGGCCUCUGGGGGCUGCCACAUGGGGGGAGUUGGGCGAGAUGGAGUGCUGCGGAUUGGCUGCAGGCGCAUUGGAGGCCGGAACGGGGUCCCGGGGGUUGAGAGGGAUCACCUGUGGAGGACGUGCUGUGGCGAUCUUCUGGCGGACGGGCCUAGCUUUUUUGCUUCUGUGGUUGCACGGGCGCGUUAUAGGCCUGGAGGGCACCUGGAAAAUGCGAGAAGCUGAAAAGGAAUCUUGGAAGGUGGCCAGCCAACUCAGCACAUGGCGUCCAUAGAUUUGAU